UCCACUCCACUCUCCCACAAUUCAUUGCGAGAACCCGUUCAUGACCUGACAGCUUCAGCCUCUGGAGCAUCCGUCGUGUAAAGGCUCUUCGGUAGUAAACACGUGGGGACCCUUCGCACGUCGCCAUUUCGCUGAAGAAAACUUGUUGUUAGAGUUGUGUAUCAAAACCAAACGGACGACGAUGAGUGAGGACGUGGAGCGGCUGCUGAUCCAGUUUCAGGACGAGGAAGGGGAGGUUCUGGGUUCACCUUUCGAUGUGCCUCUCGACAUCACCCCAGACAAACUACAGCUGGUCUGCAAUGCACUGCUACAGAAGGAGGAGCCGGUGCCGCUGGCAUUUUUUGUGCGUGGAGAGGCCGAGGUGGUGUCCAGUCUGGGCUCUUGUGUGAAGGCUCUCGGUGUAGAGACAGAGCAGGUGCUGCCUGUUGUGUACCAGCCACAGGCGGUCUUCAGGGUUCGAGCUGUUGCCCGCUGUACCAGCACACUACAGGGACACACAGAGGCUGUCAUCUCAACUGCUUUCAGCCCCACCGGCAAAUAUCUGGCCAGUGGUUCAGGUGACACCACAGUGCGGUUUUGGGACUUGACAACUGAGACGCCCCACCACACUGCCAGAGGACACACUCACUGGGUACUGAGCAUUGCCUGGUCACCGGAUGGCAAGAAACUGGCUUCAGGGUGCAAGAACAGUCAGAUCUGUCUUUGGGAUCCAGUGACGGGUGCACAGAUAGGAAAGACUUUGACGGGACACACCAAGUGGAUCACUUGGCUCUGCUGGGAACCUUUCCAUCUUAACCCAGAGUGUCGUUACUUGGCCAGUAGUUCUAAGGACGGCGCGAUACGCAUCUGGGACACAGUGUUGGGACGCUGUGAGAAGAUCCUGACUGGACACAUUCAGUCAGUCACCUGUGUGAAGUGGGGAGGAGAUGGACUUCUGUACACUUCUUCUCAGGACAGAACGGUCAAAGUCUGGAGAGCCAAAGAUGGUGUCCAGUGCAGGACUCUGCAGGGCCACGCCCAUUGGGUGAACACCCUGGCUCUUAGCACAGACUAUGUCCUGCGCACUGGUGCUUUUGAACCCGCAACUGCCACUAUAAAUCCGCAGGACCUCACUGGAUCACUGGAAGAGCUGAAGGAGAAAGCCUUGCAAAGAUAUAAUAAAGUCAGGGGUUCAGCUCCAGAGCGCUUGGUGUCUGGCUCCGAUGACUUCACCUUGUUCCUUUGGAACCCUGCAGAGGAGAAGAAGCCUCUCGCCAGGCUGACCGGCCACAGCGCCCUGGUCAACGAAGUGCUCUUCUCCCCAGACACCAGGCUCCUUGCCUCUGCCUCAUUCGAUAAAUCCAUCAAAAUCUGGGACGGACGCACUGGAAAGUACUUGAUGUCCCUGCGUGGCCAUGUGGCAUCUGUGUAUCAAGUGGCGUGGUCUGCAGACAGCAGGCUGCUGGUCAGUGGCAGUAGCGACAGCACUCUUAAAGUUUGGGACGUAAAGACCGGGAAGCUUAACAUGGACCUUCCUGGCCACGCUGAUGAGGUUUAUGCAGUGGACUGGAGUCCUGAUGGACAAAGAGUGGCCAGUGGCGGGAAAGACAAAUGUCUCCGAAUAUGGAGAAGAUAGCCACACCUCUGCUAUCCCUCCACACGUCGGCUGAGGAUUUACGUCUUCCACCGUCAUAGAAACCUGACAGCUGGAGCAAGGGUGACUAGACUGUACCUAAUCUACCAUUUGGCUUCAUUACACUGUCGGUCAAAAGUGGCAUCCUGUCAAGGAACUCAAGUCUGGUCAUGAUGCAAGUGUCAUGGGAUUAUUGAUGAGCGUAAACGUGUUUAGCUCAAUGGAAAAUGUAAAACGGGAAACUUUAUAUUCAUUGCAACAUCCGUCCAUUGAGCUAUGAAAGGAUUUCUAUUCAUGUACAUACUGUUUCGUACACAUCAGGAGUUCUGACGUGUAAAAAACAUACUGAAUAUGCAAAUAACCACCAACGAGGAUAUGUAUUAAAAAAAUAAUAGAUUUUCGCCCCCACAUCAGGGAACCAAACAUACUUUUCAGCAUUAUGUUUGUCUCCUUCUUCACAUUAAGCUUUACUGGAUGGCUUAUAUCCUGAAGGUGACAGGUGGGAGCGCUAAUACCUUCCUCUGUGAUGUUAAUGCCGACGGCGCUCGCCCUGCUCCGUCAGCCUUUAAUCUCCUCAGUCCUGCAGUCAACAAAGCCUGUAUCUGCCCCUUGUUUCGAAGCCAAGUUUCGCCAACUCUGAAACCGUGAGAUUCACAUCCCAGUGUGGGAAAAAACAGGUUCAACAUUCCAGCUACAAUAAGAUUAAUUAUCUGUGUCAACAGGCUUUGUGAAUAUUUAACGCAAAUAAAUAUACAUCACAGUA
This is a messenger RNA of Scophthalmus maximus (turbot), 2375 nucleotides long. RefSeq names its product notchless homolog 1 (Drosophila) (gene nle1). Gene Ontology annotation, molecular function: protein binding. The transcript has 13 exons. Lineage: Eukaryota; Metazoa; Chordata; Actinopteri; Pleuronectiformes; Scophthalmidae. The record is from RefSeq and is a predicted model, not a curated record. The coding region runs from base 182 to 1615 and encodes 477 amino acids. Gene Ontology annotation, biological process: ribosomal large subunit assembly; Notch signaling pathway. Gene Ontology annotation, cellular component: nucleolus.